AUGUCAGUCUUUGCACCAGUUCCAGAAGCCAUAGAGGCAUUCAAAAAUGGAGAGUUUCUCGUGGUCAUGGACGACGAGUCGCGCGAAAACGAGGGCGACUUGAUCAUUGCGGCCGAAAAGGUCACCCAGGAAAAGAUGGCCUUUCUUGUGCGGUACUCCUCGGGCUACGUUUGUGCGCCAUUGCUGACCGAACGAGCAGACAAACUCGAAUUGCAGCCCAUGUUGAAGGACAGAACAGACAGACACGGCACCGCUUACACGGUCACUUGUGACUACGCACACGGCACCACCACGGGAAUCCUGGCCCAUGACAGAGCAUUGACGGUGCGCAAACUAGCCGACGCUACCGUUGUUCCCGAUGACUUCAUCAGACCCGGCCAUGUGCUUCCCUUGCGUGCUGUUCCUGGUCUUCUCAGAGCCAGAAGGGGCCACACAGAGGCCAGUGUGCAGCUCUGCGAGCUUGCGGGUUUGCAGCCGGCAGCCACCAUUUGUGAGUUGGUGCGCGACGAGGAUGGAUUGAUGAUGCGCUUGGACGACUGCGUGGAGUUCAGCAAAAGACACGGCAUCAAGAUUGUGACCAUCGAGCAGAUCGUGGACCACAUGGAUGGAGCCGAGAAGUAG
Molecule: messenger RNA, 621 nt
Organism: Australozyma saopauloensis
Lineage: Eukaryota; Fungi; Ascomycota; Pichiomycetes; Serinales; Metschnikowiaceae
Gene: RIB3
Product: 3,4-dihydroxy-2-butanone-4-phosphate synthase
Exons: 1
Coding region: 1-621 (206 amino acids)
Biological process (GO): riboflavin biosynthetic process
Cellular component (GO): cytosol
Molecular function (GO): 3,4-dihydroxy-2-butanone-4-phosphate synthase activity
Source: RefSeq, a predicted model, not a curated record